AUGAGCACCGAGCACUUGAAGGAGGUGAUUUUUGACGAUGGUCCAAUUCUUCCUGAUGAGCCAUUUCAUCGGCGGUUUUGCUCAAAAAUUUCGUUGGAAACGUUUGAAAAUAUUUUUAUAGAUCUAAUAAAAACGCUUGGAAGAAGCGAAGAAGCCGAAAAAUUGAAUUUGAAAAAUUUGAAUCGAAAAUUUCUCGAGACUUUGGUUCAAGGGUGGCGAAAAUCUAAAGAGAAAAACAAUUCAACUGACGGGGAUUUUCAGUGUCUCUUGCUUAUCGUCGAAUUUUGCUUGUCAAAUGCUUUCGAAGCGCAUUUAACUUUCGAGAAUUUGAUCUCAGCACUUGGAUUUCAUACUGUACAGUUUUGGCGUCACACCGUACCCCAUAUUUUUGACUCGGAUUUGUCACGGGGAACAAAAUACAGAGACGCUUUACUUUUCUCCCUCACUUUAUACGAUGUAAACACGGGAAAGAGUCGAUUGAAAGAACUCUAUGCAGCCGUGCCUGGUAUCAGGAAAUCGCUGCUGGGAGUGAACGCGAAGCAAUUCGUCGAACGCUUUCAUCACUUACAAAAGAGAUUAAGUCGAAGCAGCUCAACGAAUAGCUUGCGAAACUCGGCCGAGAAUCUCAAUGGGACAGUCAAACGCGGUCUCGACGAACCUCGGAAACCGAUGGGAACAACGACGAGAAUUCGUAGACCGUUUUUCAAACGGGUGGACUCCGUC
Molecule: messenger RNA, 723 nt
Organism: Mesorhabditis belari
Lineage: Eukaryota; Metazoa; Nematoda; Chromadorea; Rhabditida; Rhabditidae
Source: the annotation of a GenBank genome assembly